AUGGUGGCCCCGGCCUCUGCGGGAGGUUCCUCGACCCCCGGACAGCCUCCAGCGAGCCGUCAGCCCGCCCGAUCGUCCAGUACGCAUCCAUCGCAUUCUCAUAAUGUCCCCUUGAGCGCCCGACGAUCCGCUCCCCUCGACCUGUCCACCGUCGAACGACGCGGCCAGCCCAAUGCCCCUCGCGAACCUACGAAGCGUGUCCGACCCCAUGGCUUGCAAGAAGCCCCGACCUUUCGUCCGACAGAAGAGGAGUUUAAGGAUCCCGAGGAAUACAUUCGCAAGAUCGCCCCAGAGGGGAAGAAAUAUGGCAUCUGCCGCAUCAUUCCCCCCGAGAACUGGCAACCUCCCUUUGCGAUCGAUACCGAGCGAUUCCAUUUCAAGACCCGUCGUCAAGAGCUCAACUCGGUUGAAGGAGGUAUGCCCCCGCGCUCAGCCACAUCUGCUGCCGGUGGAACUCCGCAGCCUCGUUCUGACCCGGACCCAGGAACUCGUGCGAACUUGAACUAUCUGGAUCAGUUAGCCAAGUUUCACAAGCAGCACGGUACCAACCUCAACCGAUUCCCCAGCGUUGACAAGCGUCCCUUGGAUCUCUACAAGCUGAAAAAGGCCGUCGAGGUUCGGGGUGGUUUCGAACAAGUUUGUAAGAUGAAGAAAUGGGCGGAGAUCGGUCGCGACCUUGGCUACAGUGGCAAGAUCAUGUCGUCCCUGUCAACGUCGCUCAAGAACUCGUACCAACGAUGGCUUCAGCCUUACGAGGAGUAUCUGCGUGUAGCCAAGCCGGGAGUGCAACAACAGCUGGAAUUGGAGCAUGGUGGUCCCUACACCCCGUCUCCCCAUCAAUCGCCGAUGGCGAAGAAGCCCAUAUUAUUCGAUAACGGCACUCCCUCGUCGACGCCCCAAGGUCCAGCCUCGAUGACCCCGAAUCCUCAGAAGGAACCUGAGCCAACUACCGAAAAGCCCACCCCGCCAGUGGAACCGACGCCGCCUCGGCCAGUGGCUUCUGGCUUUACGCCCGUGAAUGUCAGCUCUGGCUUUACUGCUGUUAAUAGAUCGCCCUCCUUUGUAGCUGUUAACAGUGGCCCUCCUGUGAAGCGGGAAGCCGAUAAUGGUUCCAUGACUCCGAAGAGUAUCGCCGAACAUCCUUCGUCAACACCUGUCUCCAACGGUCAUGGAAGCCAGCAGAUGAAACGCGCCAUCAGCGAGAGUGGUUCGCAAACCGAGAAUGGGGAUGAUCCGAACGGUCGUCGGAGCAAACGUCUCCGAAAAGAUGGUCCCAUGCCUACCGUAGCGGGCUCAAAUAUGAGUCUCCUUCGACCUGCCCCGCCACGGGCGCGCAAAAGCGACAGUAGGAAAACUGGUGAUAAAUGCGAGACCUGUGGCAAGUCCGACGAUCGUGAGUCCAUUCUUGUGUGCGACAGUUGCGACAAUGGAUUCCACAAGUACUGCCUUGACCCGCCUCUUACAACUGUUCCCGAGUACGACUGGCACUGUGCCAAGUGCCUGGUCGGGACAGGAGAGUUUGGCUUUGAGGAAGGAGGAGUUUAUUCCCUCAAGCAGUUCCAAGAAAAGGCAAAUAAUUUUAAGCAGAGCUACUUUGCUUCGAAGAUGCCGUUCGACCCUGUCCUGAACACGCAUCGCCGCGAGUCCGAGGAUGAUGUAGAGCGGGAGUUCUGGCGAUUGGUGGAGAGCCUGACAGAGACCGUCGAGGUUGAAUAUGGUGCCGAUAUCCACUCCACUACUCAUGGGAGUGGGUUCCCUACAAUCGAACGGAAUCCCCUUGAUCCUUACUCCGUUGACCCUUGGAACCUGAAUGUCCUCCCUUUCCACGGCGACUCCUUGUUCCGCCAUAUCAAGUCAGACAUCUCUGGUAUGACAGUGCCGUGGGUCUAUGUUGGAAUGUGCUUCUCGACUUUCUGUUGGCACAACGAGGACCAUUAUGCCUAUUCAGCGAAUUACCAGCACUUCGGCGCCACAAAAACCUGGUAUGGUAUUCCCGGUGCAGACGCUGAAGCGUUCGAGGAGGCCAUGCGACAGGCAGUGCCCGAACUGUUCGAGGGCCAACCGGAUCUUCUCUUCCAACUUGUGACCCUCAUGCCCCCAGACCAACUUCGGAAGGCUGGUGUCAAUGUCUACGCUCUGGACCAGCGGGCAGGACAGUUUGUUAUCACUUUCCCUCAGGCCUACCACGCCGGCUUUAACCAUGGGUUCAACUUCAACGAAGCCGUCAACUUUGCUCCUGCUGACUGGGAACCCUGGGGUGCAAUGGGGGUCGAUCGCUUACAGGCCUUUCGACGCCAUCCAUGCUUCUCUCACGAUGAACUCCUGUUAACGGCUGCGGCUCGCGAUACUACCAUCAAAACUGCAAGGUGGCUGGCCCCAGCGCUCCAGCGGACAUACUCGCGGGAAAUCGCUGAGCGCGCGUCGUUCCUUGCCCGACACCGAGAUGUUGCCCCGCAUAAGUGUAACCUUGGGUCUAGUGACCCUGGAGCCGUUGCGGACUGCCAAUUGACACUGGCCGUCGAGGACGAGGACCUUCCAGAGGAGGACUACCAGUGCCAGUUCUGCAAAGCCUUUACUUAUCUCACACAGUUCCGUUGUCAUAAGACUGGAAAGUCUGUCUGCCUGAUGCAUGCGGAUACCUAUGACUGCUGUGGAGAAUCGCUGGCGCAGCGGUUACUUGGCCCCGACCACACCCUGCGUUACCGGAUGAGUGAUGAGGACCUCAAGAGCCUGGUUGAAAAGGUCCAGGAGCGUGCCCGGAUGCCGGAAGCAUGGAGCGAGAAGGUUGACAAGACCUUGGAAAACGAACCCAAACCCCAAUUGAAGGUCCUUCAUAACCUACUGAGUGAAGGUGAGAAAAUCCCAUACCAUUUGCCUGGCCUCCAAGAUCUUGCGGCCUUCGUCCAGCGCUGCGAUAAGUGGGUUGAAGAAGCAACCAAUUACAUUACCCGGAAACAGCAGAACCGGAGGAAAAACGAGAAGGCUUGGCGCAGAAGUACUUCUAAGGCGGCGCAGCUGGAGGAACGUGAUCGUGAAGUUCGCAGAGUAGAAAACAUCUACGCCCUUCUUGCAGAGGCUGAUAAACUGUCGUUCGACUGUCCACAGAUGGCGGCUCUGGAAGAGAAGACCCGCGAAAUCGAGAAAUUCCGCCAGGAAAUUAACGUUGCCCUCAUGAACCCACAUGUCCGAUCGGUCCAGGAAGUUGAAGAACUAGUGGAAUCAUCUCGCAAUUUCAACGUGGAUAUCCCGGAAGUCGAAGGUCUGGAACACAUCCUCCGGCAGAUGAAGUGGAACGAGGAAGCUCGCCGCAAGCGUGAUCAAUACCUGACCCUCAAGGAAUGUCACGAACUCAUCCUCGCUGGCGAGCAAUUAGGCCUGUCGGAAACCAAUGAAUCGCUUCUUCAUUUCAAGGAUCUAUGCCGCCAUGGCGAGGCCUGGGAAGCGAAAGCCAAGGAAUUGAUGUCAGUGGAAGCUGUGCACUACCAGCAGCUCGAAGCGCUCUCCGCGCAGGCAUCCCGGUUCCCCGUCUCCCCUGAGACCCUCGCGGCGGUGGAUGCCAUAUUGACCAAGCAACGUGAAGCGCAGAAGAGGAUCCAGUCCCUAUACGAGAGGAGUAAGGACCCGGAUUUGAGGAACCGGCCUAAAUAUAAGGAGGUCCGUGAACUCAUGGAGUCUCUGGAGCAGCUCAACAGCCGUCCCACGGGAGCCCUUGACUUGGAACGAGAGCAGAAACGCCAUGAAGACUGGAUGCGGAAAGGGAAGAAACUGUUCGGAAAGGCGAAUGCACCGCUGCACAUUCUGAAGUCCCAUAUGGAGUAUGUGGAGAAGAGGAAUUCGUAUUGCUUCGAUUUGGAAGACCGCUGCCGGCCCCCUGUUGAGCCCGCAUCUCGAGAUAAUAGCCCUGACGGCUUACUUGAGAAUAACAACACAACCAGCAUGUGGGGCGGUGGAAAGUCACGAAAGCGGGAUGUCUUCUGCAUUUGCCGACAUUCAGAGGCUGGAAUGAUGAUAGAAUGUGAAGUCUGUCAUGAAUGGUAUCACGGGAAGUGUUUGAAGAUUGCCCGAGGCAAGGUCAAGGAAUUUGACAAGUAUACGUGCCCGAUCUGCGACUGGCGCCAAAAGAUCCCCCGGGAUGCCGCUCGUCCGAAGCUUGAAGACCUUCAAGAGUGGCAGGCGGAAAUCGCAAACCUCCCAUUCCAGCCGGAUGAAGAGCAAAUCCUGGAGAAUAUCGUCAAUCAAGCAACCACCUUCCGCGAUUUCCUACAAAGCUUCACGAAUGCGGCUUGUACCACGACCGAGGAAGUGCCUACGUUACUCUUCUACUUGCGCAAGAUAGAAGGCGCCGAAGUCUUGUUAGCAUACGAAACCAACUUCUUCCGACAAGAAAUCCAUAAAUGGGCUCCCGUGGCACCAGAACCGCCUCCGAUCUUAGAGCAAUCGCUGUCUACGAGAAAGCCGCGGCCAACGAAGCAACAGAAGAUCAUGGCUCAGCUGGGUGUUGAACGCCCGGAAGACCUCCCACCACAUCUUCGUCCUCGACAGACCUCUCGCAAGUCAAUGGAUGCAACAUCAGUCAAACCAACUGGGCUUCAGCACCCACCACAACAUCCAGUCGAUGGCUCCAGUUCCGAUCCGGGCCCGAAUGGACCGACAUUGACUCCAAUGGUCGAUACCCAGAAUCCCCCUUACCCUUUCUCUGCCAAUUAUUCUCUGCCUGAGAGUGAUCCUACACCCGCCUUUGCUCCCGGCUCUUCAGCUUUCCUUCCCGCACGGCGUUCCCCCUCGUUCCCGGCUCGUUCGCCAUCGCCGCAUCGUCAAGGGCCGGAUACAGCGCUUUUCAGCUCCCCAAGAUUUAACCGAGAUAACAACGAUGGUCCUUUGGGGGUUGAUGUCUACAACCCGAACGCCCUCGGCAGCAGUCCUCGACAGAACUUGGACGACAUGUUCGCGGACUUGACUAACCAGGACGCGGAUCCGGAGCCGGAGCCGGAGUUGGAGCCGAUGGAUAAUACCCAUGCUAAUGAAGCUCUCGAAGCUCUCGACGUGAGCAACGGUGAUCACUCGGAAUCCAUGGGGGACGAAGAAUCCCCCGACGACAAAGAAAAUGGGGACAUUCAUGGUCAGACCGAGGUCGAUGCCGGCACUGGAAUCGUUUGA
Messenger RNA from Aspergillus terreus NIH2624, 5157 nucleotides. Its product is annotated as putative PHD transcription factor (Rum1). The record is from RefSeq and is a predicted model, not a curated record. Bases 1 to 5157 code for a protein of 1718 amino acids. Gene Ontology annotation, molecular function: histone demethylase activity; DNA binding. The transcript is spliced from 5 exons. Gene Ontology annotation, cellular component: nucleus. NCBI's taxonomy places the organism in Eukaryota, Fungi, Ascomycota, Eurotiomycetes, Eurotiales, Aspergillaceae. Gene Ontology annotation, biological process: chromatin remodeling.